This is a messenger RNA of Xylaria bambusicola, 1133 nucleotides long. RefSeq names its product iron reductase domain protein. NCBI's taxonomy places the organism in Eukaryota, Fungi, Ascomycota, Sordariomycetes, Xylariales, Xylariaceae. The transcript has 2 exons. The record is from RefSeq and is a predicted model, not a curated record. The coding region runs from base 210 to 827 and encodes 205 amino acids.
AAUACUUGACCACUCCAUCGCGAUAAAAGAAAUUGAGGGCGGGACAUGAGCGAAUAAGCUCUCAUGGUUUAGUAAUAAGGGCAUCCGGUACAUUAUAUAUGAGAUAUGCUGCAGCCCCAGGUCGAGAUUCAUUCUUAUAUGUAGCUAUCGUGCUGGUUAUCUGCUUCUACUACAAAGCACUCGAUACUGCUAGCUGACCUCGAUCAACGAUGAUUCUCAAGUCAUUUCUCUACGCCGUGACCCUCCUGUGGGUGGGAGCUGUCAACGCAGCGCAGUAUUGUGAUCCUGUAACGAGUGUUUGCUACUCGGAGACCAAGGCUGGCGACCUCUACGUACGAGUAGCGAUUCCUAUGGCCGACAAUGGUCCAUUUGACAUACUGCUGCAGCUAGUGGCACCGAAACAAACUGCAGGAUGGGCUGCGAUCGCUUGGGGUGGUAAGAUGACCAAGAACCCGAUUACGGUAGCAUGGGCGAACGGCAAUAAGACAGUCGUCUCUUCUAGAUGGGCUAAUACUCGGACGCCGCCAGUAGCCUAUCCGACCGCAACAUACACCGUACUAAGAGGCUCUACGAGCAAUGCCACUCACUGGACCUUGACGGCGCUAUGUAGCCAAUGUGCAACCUGGACGGCUGAUAAUGUGAAGUCGGCACUGAACCCAAAUGACAAGGCGGCUAAAUUUGCAUACGCAUUGUCUCCUACCCCGCCCUCACAACCCGCCAAUAACGCCAGUUCCAUUACGAAACAUACUAUACAUGCUACUUUCACUGUGGAUUUGGCUGCUGCAAAGUCAGAUAAGUUUCAGGAGUAUAUCACGUCUUUGGCAUAAGUCUAUAGGGAAACCGAAGAAGAAAAGGGGGAGGGGGAGGAUGGGUAGUCCGCUACCGAGUCUAGGGAAGCAGGUAAACCUAAGUGAGAAGAGCGGAGUUCAAAAACGCUUGUAUUUCAUUUAACUUAGUAUUCAUCUUAUUCACUUUCCUGAAAAUAAUUCUCUAAUUACCACAUCACGUGCAGAGUUGCGGAGUCAUUGUAUCGGGAACAGAAGAGCUCUAGUUUGACUUUAUCAUUGUUUAGAGCAUGCUGCGACAACUCCUACUAUCAGAUCCAUUCAACUCCAGCUUCGCCUAAUGUUUUG